UCGCACGUAACGCACGCUGCAGCGGAACUACUGGCUUGUGUGCUUCGGAUCGGAAUUCGCAUUGAGUUUGGUUUUCGAUUUCGAUUUCGGUUUCGGCUGCUCUCGGAUUUAUCGGUCGGUUUGCUCCGCUUGAUCGGUUGGCCAACUGCAACUGCAACUGUGCAUUCGGCAGUUGCGAUUGAUGGACUGCAGUUGCCGCGCCACGCAAACUCUGACCUCUGACCCCGGACGGACAAUCAGCGGGUUCUGUGACUGAGAAAGGGCGCUUUUUAUGAGGGUCCGCGCCAUCAACCGCCAGAAUAUCUCAAAUAAAAAGUCCAAUUUCGGCUUUUGGUUUUUUUUGUGCUGCCGGGUUUUUCGAUUUUAGCAUUUCGCAUUUCGCAUCUCGCAUUUCUCGAGCUUGUCGACGUCGUGUGCGCGGUCUUCAUAAAUUAUACAAGAGCGCAUUUCGCGAACGACUUGCAAAUAAAUAAGCAUUUACGCUUUUAUUAUUGCCCGGCGUGUGUGUGUGUGUGAGUGUGUGUUUUUGGAGCUGAAGGAGUUCUUUGGAAAAAGCUCCCAUGUGGCGCAAGUCGGAGGAAUAAGAAAAAAACCGAGGGUUCCCCACUUAAAAAAUAUAUCAUCUUUGCAUACAAUCAACAUCUAGCCAUAAAAUUGUGUUCUUCAAACCAUAAGAAUAUAGGCAUUUCGGUCUGAUUUGUGUGCGCUGAUAAGCCAGUGAUUGCCGGGCAUAAAGCCAAAGCCCCAAAACGCGCUCUUCGAAGCCCCCAACACAAAGAUAUCUCAAGCAGAUGGAGCAAAUGCCUUGCUCCCUCGGAGACAACGCGGCGUAUACUUAAUCUUGUCAACGGGCCAAAGCCAAAGCACGGCUAAGCAAACAUGAACUGCCUCUGUCGCCCAUCACGGAUUAUGUCCGUGCGCAUUAAUUUGCUGGAUGAAACCGAGUUUAUACACGAGAUCAAGGAUGAUUUGCCCGGCCAGGCUCUGCUGGAUGUCGUCUUCGCCAGGCUCAAUUUAAUCGAGACCUCAUACUUCGGCAUACGUUACAUAGACGACGAGAAGCAGACGCACUGGCUAGAUCCUGCGUCGCGCAUCUCCCGUCAACUGAAACCCAAGUCGGAUCCCUAUGACUUGUACUUCGGUGUGAAGUUCUACGCCGCCGAUCCCUGCAAGCUGCUGGAGGAAAUAACCAGGUAUCAACUUUUCCUGCAAGUCAAACAGGAUGUCCUGCAGGGACGACUGCCCGUGGCUUUUGAGCUGGCUGCCGAGCUGGGAGCCUUUGUGGUGCAGUCCGAACUUGGUGACUAUGAUCAGCGGCGCCAUUCGAAGGGCUACGUGUCCGAGUUCCGGCUGCUCCCCAACCAGAGCAACGAGCUGGAAACCCGCGUCUCCGAGCUCCACCAGCAGCUCAAGGGAAUGUCGCCCUCCAGUGCGGAGCUCAACUAUCUGGACAAAGUCAAAUGGCACGAUAUGUACGGCGUGGAUUUGCAUCCCGUUCUGGGCGAGGACAGCGUGGAGUACUUCCUGGGCCUGACUCCAAGCGGGAUUGUCGUGCUGCGCAACAAGACGACGGUGGCUCAUUACUAUUGGCCGCGCAUUGCCAAAGUUUAUUAUAAAGGACGCUAUUUUAUGCUCAGGAUAAGCGAUAAAAAUAACGAGCUGAGCACCUACGGAUUCGAGACGCCUCGCAAGUCGGCCUGCAAGCACUUAUGGCGCUGCUGCGUGGAGCACCAUGCCUUCUUCAGGCAGGUGCGAGUGGCUCCUCUGCCCAGUUCGCAGUCGCAUGCCGCCGAUUUGUUCCAGCUGGGAUCGCGCUUCAGGCACAGUCGCCCGGACAAGCAAACGGAGAAGGAUGCACUUUCCGCCGGACGAUCGCCGCCCGCCUUCACCCGUACUCCCUCGAAGCGCCAGCCGCGCCGCGUGAUUGAUGACUUUUUUAACAGCCACAGCAAUGGAAAUGGCCAUGGCCAUGGCAAUGGGAAUGGGAAUGGGAACGGAGCAAGUGGCGCAAGUGGAGCGGGCACAUUAGGAGGCGGCAGCCACAUGGGCAACAGGCCGCUGCCCCAGCCCGGAAUGGGCACCAUCUCCAACAACUACGACAGCCCCUAUCGCUCCACCUACAGCAUACCCACCAGCUUGGGCAUCAGACCCUGCCACCAGCAGCAGAACAACAACUCCAGCAGCUACAACAACAACAGCGGGGGCAACCUGCAAACGCCCGACUCCCCGAGGAGCACGCGGAGUGCUCCCUGGCCCAGAUCCCAGCAGCGAUCCCUCUUCGGCCACAAUCCGUCGAGUCCGCGUUCCGUGAGAUCGGCGAGUACGGCCGGCGGCGGGCUGCACCACCAUCACAGCCACCACAGCCACGGCCACGGCACCAGCCACCAUCCGCACCACCAGUCCUCGACAGCGGGGGCCACCUCCUCGUCCUCGCAGCACCACCGACAGCAGCGGGCCAGCUCCUCCUCCGCCUCCCAUCAGCAGCAGCGAUACCGCUCCAGUUCCGUGGAGAGCCACUCCUCCAACGACUCGCGGUCCACGCGCAAGCACAAGCACCGUCAUCGCCGCACCUCUGAUAACGAAAGCGAGCUCUCAAGAGGAUCAGGUCGCUCUGGAAGAUCAGGACGCUCGCAUCAUCGCAAGCACCGCCGUUCGCACCGGCAUCGAAGGGAUUCAGCCGGAGGAUCCGACCACGACAGCACCCGAGGACGCAGCUACUCCGGCCAUCGCAGCUCCUCGAUGAGGAGUGGAAGUGCUGAGCUCAUCGACUCCACGUCGCAGUGGAGGGAAGUGCAACGUCGCCAGGCGGAGGCCAGCUUGGGCCAGAGUUCCGUGCAGCAGGCGGCUGUCUCCAAGAGCAGCAUGGUGGCCAGGAGUCUCCACAGCAACGACAGCCACUCGGACACCCAUUCGCACCACAAGUCCAGGAGGCAUCGCAAGAACAAAUCCCCAUCGGAAUCGCGAAGCCGCAUGUGGAACAGUGAGCUGGCGAAGCACCUGCAGUUCGACCUGGUGGACACGGAGGGCAUGUCGGAGCAGCAGCUACGGGAGAUUCCCUACACGGUGGUGGAGACCACCUCGAAGAGGUCCAACUCGAACCUGAAGAUCCACAAGAGCAACAGCAAGAGCAGCGUGGGAGCCAAGAGCACGGGAUCCGGCAACACCAUCACCAAUGGCAGUGGAUCGGGCAAUGCGGGUCAGGCCAGGAAUCGCGUCGAUCGCAUCAGGGGACUUUACUAUCAAAGCACGCAUCCACACGAGGCCAACGGAGGUCCUGGAGCUGGAGGACAUGCGCCCAAGAAUGGAUCCAUACGGUCGGCCAGCACCAUAUCCUCUAGGGAGUGUGAGCGGAACAAUGGUCUAGUUAGAAUGAUGAGCAGCAUGAGCAUGGGCGACUUCAUCUCGCCCACUGGCUCCAAUCUGAGUCCCUUGGAGAACUCGGCUCUGCGCGUGUCCCACGAGCACACGGACUCUGGACUGGGAGCUGAUCAGGACUAUGCCUACUCAUCGGAAAGGUCCAGCGACAGCACUCGCUAUGGCACCAACAAGUCCUCGGGCGCCUCGAGCGGAUCGCACCGGAAGUCGGGGGGCAGUGCCGGCGGGAACUACAACAACCUGAUGCAGCAGACCGUGAGUAACCAGCAGCAGCAGCAGCGCUCGCUGUUCGCGCAGCAGCAGCAGCGGCAGCAGAAGAGCACCUACAAAUACGCCACCUCCUCGCCAUCGUCCACUAACCCAGGGAGCUGCUCGGGUCUGGCGCCCGUCCACAACCCGGGCUCGAGUUCCACUCCCAGCCACUCCGGCCCAAACCCCAACAGCGCUACUAACUCUAAUCAACAGUCGCCGGCCAAUCGCCUGCUCCACUACACGACCUUCGAGAACAACCAGUACAAGUUCAGUCUGAACAAUGCGCUGGCCAGGAGCUCCAAGGGCGUGGCGAGUGGCGGAGGCAGCAUUAGCAAUCUGGCCGGCGGCAAUAUGGUAACAUCUGGUGGUGGUGUCGGUGGUCCAGCUUCUCAAGGUGGUAGUGGUGGUGGUGGUGCUUUCAGCCGGCAGCGCAGCUUCGUGGAGUGGCCCAGCAAUCCGGCGUCGCCCUACUAUUACCAGGGUCCUUCCACGCACGUGGCGCAGGUGAAGCGCCGGGAUGCCAAGUCGGAUAUCGGGGUGCCCACCAGGCGGCUCUCCGGACAGAGUCUGACCAAAACGCAACUGCUGACGGGCGGCGGCAACUCGCAGUUGGCCAAUGCCAGCUGUUAUCCAUUGCACUAUGCGAGCAGCAAUGUUUCGGGCGCGGGCUACAAUCGUCCCUUGGGUCAGAGAUCGGGUGGCCAUGGCUCCUCCGGCGCAGGCUUUGGCCUCCAGCCAGCCAAGUCCGACCUCUUCUUGUCCUACAUCCACGGCGGGGAGUACGAGAGACCCUACAUUUACAACUACAAGAUGCCGCAGAUGCCGGCAGGAGUUGGGGCAGGAACAGGAGCCGGGACAGGAGGUGGGGCAGGAGCAGUGGGCUCCCCCAAACAACAGACCACCGCUUACCACAUUUCUGGGUCGCAGACCGCAGAUCCGCCGCCACCCCCUCCCCCGCUGUACGGCGGCACGGCGCCCGCCAACGACGUCAUGUACUAUCAGUUUGACAAAGGAGCCGCCGUCGCUGCCGGACCUCCUUCCACGUCCACCUCCUCGUCCUCGUCGCCGCCCAUUGUCCAGCAGCCGCGACAAACGGGCGGUCCAUUAGUGUAUCUGCAACAUGGCCAGAAUCCAUCUGUGCCCGAGGUGCAGCAGUCAACUAGCGCAAUUCCAAAGCCCGCCGACCAUGCCCCUGCAGCAGGAGUAAACUGCUCCUCGAAUCCGCCGCCCACUGCAUUCUGCAAACUUUGGUUGCAGCAACAGCAGCAGCAGCAGCAGCAGCAACUGCAGCAGCAUCAGCAUCAACAGCAGCAGCAGCAGCAGCAAUCCCAGCAGCAGCAACUCUACGAACAGCAGCAGGCUUGGCUCUAGAAAAGAAUAAACACGCACAACGUGUAAGUGGAAAGUUAAAUGGAAACUACAUGUGCGGGUUCAACAUCAACAAAGCAGGAAAGCAGGAAAGCAGCAGCAACAAUAAACAACAUUUAAAAGCCGCUGGGGCUGAAGUUGGUCCAAAACUUUUCACCAGCACGUUGCGUUUGCAAAUUAAAUGCACAUUAUGCCGACAUGUAAAUAGAUAAUGCUGUAUGUAUAUACCCGAGUUGGGACAGGGAAACUUCAUCGAAAUGCAGAAGAGCAGACCCAGUAAUCUUAAGACGCGAAUAAUCAAAAAGCCAAAAAAGCAAAUGUAUCUCACAGAUAAACAACAGCAAUCGGGGGCCUGUGGCCUGCGGGAUGAGAUGAAAGCAGCAAGUAGCAUAAAAGCAAAAAUAAAUUGUGCGUUAAUGAUAAGCGGCGCACAUUUCAGCGGCAUAAAAUUUAUUAAAAUAUGCGCACAAGCCAGACAACGCGCAAAACUUAGCCACGCCGGGCCCCCAAAAGUAGGCAGCACAAACAGACUCACGCAGACACACACACACACUGGCACACACACACAUACGAACUGGAAAGGACUUCUGCCGGAAAUCGUUGGCGAUAAAUAUAAAAUUUUAUUGUUGUGCUGCGUAUCUGGCGGCAUCUGUAUGUGUGUGUGUGUGUGUUUGCGUGCGCCUGGAAGUAAAUUAAAUAUACGUUUUUAUUAACUACUAAGAACCAAUUUGAUACGCAUUUAAAUAAUGCCUCUUACACAAGAGCACACACAAGAUUAUGUAAAAUUUAAUUUUACUGCAGCGGCAGCAGCAGCAACAAUGAGAAAAGCCAAAUAAAUGUAGAAGCCUAAAUGUGUAUGUAAUUUAAAUAAAAUACAUUCGUAGAAGGACACUCUAGUGUAGCCGCCCCAACUACUUACUUACUUACUUACUUAUGCCAACAACGUCCAACAAUUUCAAUAAUAUUUACGUAAGCGAACACUUUCGACCAUAUACGUUAAGCCCCAUUUAGCUUAGUUUAAUCAUUUGCAACUAAUUUAAGUCUGUCCGUCCGCUGGUCGACCUUUUUGACCUCUGUGACUCGUGAAUUGUGUAAAUGUAAAUAUCCCCUCUGUUAACAAAUAUUACUCAACAAUUUGUGUGGUCAAACUAGAGCUAACGAUUAGGAACGAAUACGGAUACGGAUACGGAAUGCAUAUGAAACAUUAUCGAUUUAACACUUUUACAAUCUAUUGCAUACUGCAUACUGGGUGUAAACUGCAAACGAAAAAGGAAACAUAAAUAUAUACGAUUAAAUGUCUCUAACAAGAUUUUACCAUGAGUGUGUCACUUUUAUAUAUACUAUAUAUAUACAUAUACAUAUAUAUG
This is a messenger RNA of Drosophila santomea, 6362 nucleotides long. Its product is annotated as band 4.1-like protein 4A. The transcript has 17 exons. Gene Ontology annotation, cellular component: cytoskeleton. The record is from RefSeq and is a predicted model, not a curated record. Lineage: Eukaryota; Metazoa; Arthropoda; Insecta; Diptera; Drosophilidae. The coding region runs from base 880 to 4998 and encodes 1372 amino acids.